Phaeoacremonium minimum UCRPA7 is the source of this 963-nucleotide messenger RNA. Its product is annotated as putative clavaminate synthase-like protein. The coding region runs from base 1 to 963 and encodes 320 amino acids. Lineage: Eukaryota; Fungi; Ascomycota; Sordariomycetes; Togniniales; Togniniaceae. The record is from RefSeq and is a predicted model, not a curated record. The transcript is spliced from 2 exons.
AUGAUCGUGAUGGCGCCCAUAGCCCAGGCCGUUACCGUCUCUCUGGAAGACCUCAAGAAAGAGAAGCUCGAAAAUGAGAAGGCAAAAUACCUGACGGGAUGGUCCUUGGGCAAGGAGACCCUGAAGAAUGGCCAAGUGGACACUCUCAAGGGGUCGUUUUACGCGAACUGUGCAUUCUAUGUCGACCCAUCGCUGUCCUGCGCGGUACCCACCGAGGAGUUCUCGGAAGAGACCUUCCCUGAAUAUCUGUCUCCCAACAUCUGGCCAGAAGAAGCAACUCUUCCUGGCUUCAAGUCCGCUCUUGAGGACUUGUGUCGGCUCAUAAUAGAUGUGGCCGUGUUAGUAGCAGGUGCCUGUGACCAGUUCGCUGAGAAGGAGAUACCAGGAUAUCCAGAGGCCUACCUCCAGCGCAUGGUCGCAUCAUCCACCACAACCAAGGCCCGGCUUCUGCAUUAUUUCCCCGAGGAAGCGGGUGCUAGCGCGGUGAACGGUGACAGCGGUGACGAGGAUGAUUGGUGUGCCACGCAUCUGGACCACGGAUGUCUGACUGGCUUGACGUCUGCCAUGUUUGUUGAUGAGAGCAAGACGAAACCAGUUGCUCCGAAGUUCGAGCCGUCAGUACCACCGUCACUUCGUCCACUUGAUGAGCUUCCAGAGUCACCAGACCCGGCGGCAGGCUUAUAUAUCAAGUCACGGACUGGCGAGACGGUUCAGGUCAAGAUUCCCAGGGACUGCAUCGCGUUCCAGACGGGAGAGGCUCUGGAGCGGAUCACGGGCGGGAAGUUUAAGGCAGUUCCACAUUUCGUCAGGGGGGCGCGCGCUGCUUUAAGCGAUGGGAAGAUCGCCCGCAACACCCUGGCCGUCUUCACGCAGCCCAACCUUGGCGAGGAGGUUGACAUGGAUCAGCACAUCACGUUUGGCGAGUUUGCGAGAGGAAUCGUGGCCAAGAACACGGUCUCCUGA